Molecule: messenger RNA, 2527 nt
Organism: Durusdinium trenchii
Lineage: Eukaryota; Dinophyceae; Suessiales; Symbiodiniaceae
Source: the annotation of a GenBank genome assembly
AAGCUUGGCUCAUUGGUUUUAGCUUCUGGCUGGCGCAGCCGCGGCUUCGAUGGCGCCCAAGCGCGGUAGCAUCGAGGCGGCCUUCUUCCCCAAGAAGGUCAAAGGCGAAAACACGCCAGAGAGUAAGCAGAGCGGCCCGGCUGAUGUGACGCCUGAAGUGCCGAAGCGCCGACGGACUGAGAAGGCUCCUCCACAGAUCACGCCAACGAAGCUAGACACAGAUGUCGACAUGGGGCCCACCGAGAAGGUCGUCACCCACGUUCCAGUGGGUGAGACAGGGCCCUGGUCCUUGUGGAGCGGUGACAAGCAGACCAAAAGCCCCAAGGAGCUCUCGUCGCCCCUCUUUGAUCCCAAGCUCAGGGAGAGUGAGUUUCCAAUUGGAAAGGCGGUGGGCUUCUCAUUGCUCUCCUCUGCUCUGCUGGAAAUCGAGGAACUGAGAAACAAGGGGCAGGGAUCUCGAAAACGGAUGACAGUCGUUCUUAGCAACUUAUUCCGCUUGCUGAUCCACGUCAAGCCAGAGGAUUUGAUCGCUUCCAUUUACAUCCUGAUCAACAAGGUGGCGCCUGACUAUGAGGCCGCGGAACUCGGCGUGGGCGACUCCAUCAUCAUCAAGGCCCUUUGCGAGAACUUUGGUCGGUCGGAGAGCACUAUCAAGCACGCCCUGGCCACGGGCGAAGCGAAGGAUUUGGGCGAGGUCGCCUUACAGAGUCGCUUGUCGCAAAAGAUGCUGAUGAUGCCUCCCAAGCUCUCAAUUGAGAAGGUCUUCGCGGAGAUGAAAGCCAUCGCCCACGUCUCCGGGAAGGAUUCGCAGAAGUCCAAGAAGGAGAAGAUCCAGAAGCUCUUGGUGGCCUCCCGUGGGGAAGAGGCCAAGUUCAUCGUGCGGAUGCUCCAAGCCAAGCUGCGCAUCGGCAUCCAAAUUCCCACGCUGCUCCAGGCCUUAGCCUAUGCCUUCACGCUAACCCUGCCGGGCACUGGAAGUGGUGCAAAGGUCACAGACCGGCGGCAUCCACCUCAGGGCACCAAGAAAGCGCCCUCGGCGGGAGAGCUGGAAGCGCAGAUGAUAGCUAUGGAGGCAGCUGUGCGUCAGGCCUUUAGCGAGAUGCCCAACUUUGACAACUUGAUCAAAGCUUUAAUGGAGGGCCGUGACAGCCGGUCGUUGCUGGGGGUCUGCCACAUCUCACUGGGAGUCCCCGUGAAGCCCAUGUUGGCGAAGCCAUCGAAAGGCAUUGCUGAGGUCGGUGAGCGCCUCUCGGGCAAGCGCUUCACCGGGGAGUGGAAGUACGACGGCGAGCGAGCGCAGAUCCAUGUACUCUCCAGGGAGACCAUUCAGAUCUACAGCCGGAACUCCGAGAACAUGACAGAGAAGUAUCCAGAUGUGAUUCAGGUGGUGAAGGAUACCCUCGCUGAGGACGUGCAGAGCUGCAUCAUUGACAGCGAGCUGGUGGCGUACGAUCAGGUGAACAAGAAGAUUCUGCCCUUCCAGGUCUUGACGACGCGCGGCCGCAAGAACAUUCACGUGGAAGACAUCAAGGUGAAUGUUUGCUUGUUUGCGUUCGACUGCAUGCUGGUGAACGGCAAGCCUUUGGUGAAGGAGCCCUUAGAGCUUCGUCGAGAAAAGCUCUGGACGAUGCUGCGCCCUGUGGAGGGCAAGGUGACCUUCGCAGUUCACAAGAACUUUGAUGACAUCAAUGAAGAAGAGAUCCAGGCCUUUCUGGAUGAGUCUGUGGCUGGCUCCUGUGAGGGGCUGAUGCUGAAGACCCUCACAGAGAAUGCCACCUACGAACCCUCCAAGCGCUCCUUGAACUGGCUGAAGCUGAAGAAGGACUACCUAGAGGGUAUGGCUGACAGCAUUGAUGUGGUGCCCAUUGGCGCUUACUACGGGAAGGGCAAGCGCUCGGGUGCCUAUGGGGCCUACUUGCUGGCCAUCUAUGACCAGGAGAAUGAAGAGUUCCAGACCGUGUGCAAAGCGGGCACUGGAUUCUCUGAUGAGGACUUGCAGACACACUACAAGUUCUUCAAGGAGCACUUGCGCGGCAGUGCGGAGACGAACUACAAUGUGAAUGACAAGCUGAAGCCGGACGUAUGGCUGGAACCUUGCCAGGUCUGGGAGAUCCGCGCCGCCGAUUUGAGCAUCUCCCCCGUCCACACCAGUGCCUUCGGCGUGAAGGCGGAUGGCAAAGGCAUUGGCUUGCGCUUUCCUCGCUUCCUGCGCAUCCGAGACGACAAGACAGCUGAGGAGUCCACGGGCCCUGAGCAAAUCGUCGAGAUGUUUGAGGCCCAAGCCUCGGUUGGUGGCGCUGGACACGCUGACGAUGAUUUUUAAGUCAGGAUAGAUGCGCGUGCAACAUGCGCAAGGGGGAAGGUCUCUGGAGAGCUCGGGGGUCCGGACGCUGUGCAGCUAUGCGCAGCUCAAGGAGAAGAGACUCCAGAGGGCUGAGAGCCGCCAAGCGGAUCAGCACAAAUCAAUUGUUCGAAGCAAGCAAGGUAGGGAUUUAUCGUGGUAACCUUUAUGGUUAGUCCAACAAGC